AUGAGGUUUUUCACUGUGAUUGCCACGCUCAGUCUCACCGUCGCGGUCUCGGCGCUGGGAAACUCCACAUCGACCGGACAGAGCCCUAGCGGAACAACGGCAUCGCAGCAAGCCUGCUUGAACAAAUGUACACCGACGGAUCUCAACUGUCAAGCGGCGUGUGUGGGCGUUCCGAGUCCAAACAAUUCACAGGCGAACAAGAACACGCAAUGCGCGCAAAAUUGUGACCAAGGGAAUGGAUCUCCUGAGGACACAAAGAAAUAUGGAGAAUGUCUGUCAUCCUGUGCCAGCUCUUACUAUUGGCAAGAUAGCUCUGCCACUCCCACCCACCGUGUCUCCAAGGUAACGGAGACGGUAGAGCCAACGGAGGCGUCUCCUAAGCACUCCACUUCUUCUAGUCAUGCAGUUGCGACAUCAAGUUCCGCCGCGGUUUUUGCCACAAGCACCGCUACUGGCGCGGCUGCUCAUCAUGUCGUCGUUGUACCGAUUGCUGGCUUUGCCGGCGCAGUUGUUGCAGCCAUUGCUCUGUAA
Molecule: messenger RNA, 531 nt
Organism: Xylona heveae TC161
Lineage: Eukaryota; Fungi; Ascomycota; Xylonomycetes; Xylonales; Xylonaceae
Exons: 4
Coding region: 1-531 (176 amino acids)
Source: RefSeq, a predicted model, not a curated record